AUGGCCGGUUAUAACGCCGGCGUGCCAACAACGACAUUUGCCCCUGGCAGCCAGACCUUGUUCUCCGAUCCCAACCAAUAUGCCCCCGGGACUGCGUAUGGCCAUCCCCCAACGCAUGUUAUGCCCGGCCACGCGGCCGCGGCUCCGCCUCAGCAAAUGGCUCUUCCCUCUUUCCAGCCACAAAACGAAGAAUUCAAUCAACAUCGGCACCAGCUGAUGAACUCGAGAUUGAAAUCGCUGAUCCAGCAACGCGCUUCGCUUAAGGAGCCCGAGCAGAAUUCGCAAGACGGUUUCCGCUCGCCGGCGCCCACUACGCCGACAGGAGCUGGGUCGCCGACCGAAUUUUACGCCUCCCAGCCCGAGUGGGGCACUUCCAAUGGCCAACAGGGACAACAUGCUGUGAAUACCUCGGUCAAAAUGGAGGUUACCGAUCCGGGCCAGGAGUCGACUUCCGCGAACGGAAGUCCACAUUCGGCGGCGGGCUUCGCCUCUCCGGGACAGAAAGCGUCCGACAACGAACGUCCGCCUAGCAAUCAAAGCGUUGGUAGGCAGACCCCUCAGAGCCUUUACACGCCAACGACGUCGUCGGCUCAGAGUUUCGGAAGUCCCAAGACUGGCGCUUUCCAGACGCCGCCUCCGAACGGACAGACUUUCCAAUUCCAGCCGCAGCCCGUUGUUUCAAACGGUGCCCAACAGACGUUCUUGUUAAAUUCCACGGCGCCCGUCGUCUCGUACCCAAAUAUCGUUACGUACUCGACUCAAGCUGCGGCGUACGAUCCACAGGCGGCCAUGGGUUUCGCACCGAAAACGUCGUUCUAUCAAGGCGGCCAGUUCGCUACUCUGGCUCCGCCGGCGCCGGACAUGAACGGCGCCGGCAGCAGCGGCAGCAGCAGCGGACUUUACGCAGCGAACAAUUUUGCGUCAGGACCUUUGCCUAGCAUGGGUGCGGGUUUCGGAGCGCUUCCGCCAAUGCACGCUGCCGGUCCGCAGGCUUCAUCGCUCAAUCUCCCGGGUACUGAUCCCUGGUGGGAUCAUCUGGAGAAGCUCAAAGCGCACGGACACGUCGAUCCGGAGGGCGAAUCGAGACAACUCGAAUACUCAGCGGCUCCGGGUCCGUCCAUGUAG
This is a messenger RNA of Galendromus occidentalis (western predatory mite), 1125 nucleotides long. RefSeq names its product protein transport protein sec31-like. The record is from RefSeq and is a predicted model, not a curated record. Lineage: Eukaryota; Metazoa; Arthropoda; Arachnida; Mesostigmata; Phytoseiidae. The transcript has a single exon. The coding region runs from base 1 to 1125 and encodes 374 amino acids.